UUUCCGGUUAGAUUUAGAAUAUAAACAUUGUGUGUUGUCGUUGGACUGAAUCAAAGUUACUGAAGUUUAGAUAUAAAAUCUAAGAAAUUAAGUACAGCUUAAGUCUAGUAACUAUAUCUAAAUAUUGAUAUAUAUAAUGACAAGGCACGGCAGAAAUUGUACAGCAGGUACUGUAUACACAUAUCAUGAAAGGAAAAAGGAUACACAUGCUUCUGGUUUUGGUUCGCAAAAAGUACGGUUUGGGAAAGAUGCAGUCAAGGAAUUCGACUGCUGUUGUCUGACUUUACAGCCAUGUAAAGAUCCAGUGGUAACGGAAGAUGGUCACCUGUAUGACAAGGAGGCUAUUCUCAAAAACAUAUUGCAUCAGAAAAAGGAAAUUGCCAGAAAACUAAAGGAAUAUGAAAAACAAAAAUUAAGAUCACAGAAAGAACUAGAAGAAUUAGCCAAAGCUGAACAAGAAACUAAAGCUCUCAAGUUUGCCCAGCAAGAAUCAAAUCCUAUUGGUCAGAAAUAUGCUGACAACAAGUUAUCAGAAGAGAAAACUAAGUCUGUGGGUUUGUCUGAUGACAAGAAGCUUCCCAGUUUCUGGAUUCCAGCUCUCACGCCACAGGCUGAAGCAACUCAAAUUAAAAAACCAGAUGAUAAAGUCAGAUGUCCCAUGAGUGGCAAAACAAUUAAAUUUAAAGAUUUAAUUCCAGUCAAAUUUACUCCCAUCAAUGAUCGUGAUGAGAAAACAUCUCUGAUUGCUAAGACAAAUCGCUAUGUUUGUGCUGUGACAAAUGAUAUUUUAGGAAACUCUGUUCCAUGUGCUGUCCUCAGACCUUCUGGUGCUGUGGUCACUCUGGAGUGUGUAGAGAAGAUCAUAAAGAAGGACAUGAUGGACCCCAUUAGUGGUCAGAAACUAAAAGAUAAAGAUAUUAUCACAUUACAGAGGGGAGCCUCAGGUUUUACUGGAGCCGGUGUCACUUUGGAGGCUAAAAAAGCUGGACCAUCAAUUAUGGCCUGAUGAUGUUCUUACUAUGUCAACCAAUUAUUUAACAUAGAAGGAUUUUUUUUUUAAUGUGUACAUUAUGUUUAUAGUUUGAGUAAAAUGUGUCAAUAAAAGUGAAUAAUAAUUCUC
Biomphalaria glabrata is the source of this 1120-nucleotide messenger RNA. RefSeq names its product nitric oxide synthase-interacting protein-like. The record is from RefSeq and is a predicted model, not a curated record. Gene Ontology annotation, molecular function: ubiquitin protein ligase activity. Gene Ontology annotation, cellular component: nucleus. The coding region runs from base 137 to 1006 and encodes 289 amino acids. The transcript is spliced from 9 exons. Lineage: Eukaryota; Metazoa; Mollusca; Gastropoda; Planorbidae.